GGUGCGUUUGAAGGCGGAUGGGAGGCGGAGGAGUGUGUCCAAUGGCGCGGCUGAGGAGGCGGUGUACGAUGACAGAGAGAGGCGGGCUGCAGCAGCCAGCUGUUGGAAAGCAGCGCUCCUGAACCAUCCGCUACUUGUGCACCAGCUGCGACUUUUCCUGUUUGUUUGUUUGUCUGGUGUCGAGCCGGCGCGUGAAACUCAGACAGAAGGAGAUCGAGAGCAGGUGUCCAAGUGUCAGACAGCAGAAAAAAUGGGACGGAAGAAAAUACAAAUUUCUCGUAUUCUGGACCAGAGGAACAGACAGGUGACUUUCACCAAGCGUAAGUUUGGCCUGAUGAAGAAGGCGUAUGAGCUGAGCGUGCUGUGUGACUGCGAGAUCGCCCUCAUCAUCUUCAACAGCACCAACCGUCUGUUCCAGUACGCCAGCACAGACAUGGACAAAGUGCUGCUCAAGUACACCGAGUACAGCGAGCCACACGAGAGUCGCACCAACACCGACAUACUGGAGACCCUGCGUAGGAAAGGCCUCGGUCUCGACGGCUCAGAGCUCGACAGCGAGGAGAGCAUGCAGGUGGCUGCAGACAAAUAUCCUCUGAGCGAGGGCAUGGAUCUUUCUGUGGCUCGCCAACGCUUCUAUGGCCCAUCCCUCCUCUCACCUGAGGCCCAGUUCCUGGUGUCUGCAGGCUGUGAGAACGGUUUCCCCAACUCCUCUGGAUCCAGCACGGCCUCCCACAGACCUCCGGGCUUCAAAUCUCUGAGCUCCAGACCUGGCUCUGCCAGCCCUGCUGCGCCACAUGCACACACUGCGUUCAUGUCUCCACACUCAGGUAUCGGCUACUCUAUGUUCUCACAUGGUAACUUGAAUCGAGCUCUGGACAUGAAAAGCCCACCUCCUCUGAACCUGGGCAGUGAGAACCUGCGGGGGGAGGCCGCUAAUCAGGGCAUGGGAGCCACACGUGCUAACCACAGCUCUGCUAGGGGGGUUUUGUACCAGGGUCUGCACAGCAGCAGCUCCAUGGUAGCCAUGGGGAAGGCAGGGCUGCUGGGUCACAGUUUGGGCGGCUAUGGCCUCCCCUCUCCUGGAGCCUCUGAGUACAGCCAGCCUGGUUUUUAUCACUCUGUUAGUCUACAGCGAGGAGCAGUGAACCCCUGGCAGCCAGCACAGCCGCCUCAGGAGCCCCAUGGGCCUCAUAUAGGCCCAGGGAUGUCCAGCGGAGGGUGCUCCUUCCCCUCCCAGUCCUGCUCCUCAACCUCUCCACAUCUGCCCUCCCUCAACCUCAGCAUCAAAUUGGAGCGGAGCUCUCCUGAGCACAUGUCCUCACCCACCUCCCCUCCUCUACACCACCUCAGGCAGCACUCUCCAAUGAGUAACCCCGACUCGGCUCGCCAAACCCCUCCAGAAGCCCGUCCGGCCAAUGAGGCGAAGGAGUUUCCCAAAGCUGGCUACCCACAAGACGAAGAGGAAGGAGGGCAGCCGCUCAGGCAGUUAGAGAUAAGUGAUGGGUGGCAGAGAUAGCUGGCUGCUGCAGUCUAACACCAUCUCCCAUUCAAUCAGCUAUCUUCCAUCGAAACCAGUCCUCUCUUACACACACACACACACACACACACACACACACACACACACACACAUAUAACACAGAAGAUAGCGAGAUGGGGUCGAUUUGUCCCCGUCAUCCCAGAGAGGAACGCCUCUCUUUGUCUCCUCACUCAGAGCUGGUCUCUCCUGGGCGAUGGAGAAUUUUCUCUGCAUCACUUGAUCGAUCCCACGAGGAGACAGAUGCAUACAGACAUUUGCUUUUUGUUUGGUUAGGUUUAGUUUUCUGUGUGGAGCAAAUGUGAAUCAAAAAAUACAAUUUGAAAUGUGUUCGUUUUGUUCCGUGACUUUGCUGAAGUUUAGCUACAGCAGCACAUCGGGACCAGCUGAAUUUCUCCAAAGCUGCAGACCAGUCUGAGUACAUAUCCGGCUUCAGGGGUCGUCAGUGUUCGACCCAGGUUUGAAAAAUACCUGUCAAACUACAUUUCACCAUCUUUGUAUAAAUGUCACAGUGAAAAGCAGACGGCAGAUGGAACAUGACUCAUCACAGCAGCCAGAAGGAACCACUUAGUCUCUGUGUACAGUAAACCUUCACACACCUUAUGGCCCUCUCGCUUUAUAAGCUUUAAUGUUUUAGCCUUUAGCCCAAAAUCACUGACAUGAUCUCCCCACAUGAAACCAGUUAGAUAUCACCCUUCACUGGAGCCUUGGCCUUCUCUGAAACACACUAGGACAUUUUAAAGGAUGAAUUCAAUUUUUUCCCCCCAAGAUUGUCUUUAAACAGUUCUCACGUGCCCAUAUGUGCACUGAAAUAUGUUUUUGUUCACUGUAACUGCUGCUCCUGUCCAUACUGAAAGUGACAAGAUAUCUUCAUCAUGAUAUUCUAAUAUAAGAAACAGAGAAUGAAAUCCACAGGGCUCCCUAAAAACACGGUAUUUCACCUUACAUCCUGGGUCACACAGAGCGAUGUGUCUGUGCCUGAUGCGCGCUCUCGUCUCAUGGGUUGUGUCCUCACUUUUUGGAUAGGAUAACACAACUGUAACAUAAAAUAGUUGUUUAUGAAAUCAAUCUUUGCCUUAACCCCAAGAUUAAACCUACAGGAGGCCUUACACAAAACUGUAACUUCAAACAGAGAUGAUUUUUAUGCCUCAGAGGUGUUAUGUUUUUGGGUUGUUCACCCAUAUGAUGUAUAAACAUCUGUCCAUACAUCUGUACAUCCGAGUCGUGUAAACAUGAUAUUUCUUUAAGAAUGCCUUGAGGAAAUUUCUUCAUAUUUGGCACAAACGUUCACUUGGACUAAACGAACUGAUUAGAUUUUGGUGGUCAAAGGUCAAGGUCACUGUGCCCUUGUGUACAUCCCAAUCUCGUGAACACGAUAUCUCAAAAACAACUUGAGCGAUUUUCUUCAGCUUUGGCACAAAUUCACAUGGACUCAGCAGUGAACUGAUUAGAAUUUGGUGGUCAAAGGUCAAAGGUCAAGGCAACUGUGACCUCUCUAAACAGGUUUUUGGCCAUAACUCAAGAAUUUGUACGCUAGUUAUGACAAAAUUUCACAUAAAUGUCUGAUAUAGGAUGAAAUAAUGAAGUGAUGACGUUUUAUAUCCAAAAGGUCAAAGGUCAGCCUCCCUGUGAGAUCCCCUGUGAGUGUUCUGCAAAAACUUUUUUUUUUUUUCUGGCCAUUAUUCAACAUCAUAUCUCAGCAACAGAAGGGGAGA
This is a messenger RNA of Epinephelus lanceolatus (giant grouper), 3249 nucleotides long. RefSeq names its product myocyte enhancer factor 2b (gene mef2b). Gene Ontology annotation, molecular function: RNA polymerase II cis-regulatory region sequence-specific DNA binding; protein dimerization activity; DNA-binding transcription factor activity, RNA polymerase II-specific. NCBI's taxonomy places the organism in Eukaryota, Metazoa, Chordata, Actinopteri, Perciformes, Serranidae. The record is from RefSeq and is a predicted model, not a curated record. Gene Ontology annotation, biological process: heart development; cell differentiation; positive regulation of transcription by RNA polymerase II.